Ananas comosus (pineapple) is the source of this 551-nucleotide messenger RNA. RefSeq lists its product as uncharacterized. The coding region runs from base 112 to 318 and encodes 68 amino acids. The record is from RefSeq and is a predicted model, not a curated record. The transcript is spliced from 2 exons. Lineage: Eukaryota; Viridiplantae; Streptophyta; Magnoliopsida; Poales; Bromeliaceae.
AGCGAAAGAGAGAGAGAGAGAGAGAGAGAGAGAGCGCUUCUGCUUGGGGAAGAAGAAGAAGAAGAAGAAGAGGAAGAAGAAGGAGAAGAAGCGGAAGCGGGAAUCGGGGAGAUGGGGAUAAUCCGGAGCUGCUUCUCGUUCAUGGUGGGGGCGGCGUUCGGGGUCUACGCGGCGCAGAACUACAGCGUCCCCAACCUGAAGAAGCUCGCCCGCACGGGGAUGGCCAUGGCCAAGCACUACGAGGAGACCCACCGCAAGCCCACCAACACCAACACGGUCAACCACGACGACGACGACAAUGCCGGAUCCCAUCAUUAGGGUUUUGGAGCUAGGGAAAAUGCAUCUCAGAUACACCAAUUAGUAGGUAUGAGAGGAUUAAUGUCGGAUCCCCAAGAACAAAUGAUUGAUUUAUCCAUUCUAAGCAAUUUACACGAGGGACUUUCUUUGAUAGAAUAUAUAAUUUUCUGCUACGGAGCCCCCAAAGGAGUUGUAGAUACUGCUGUACGAACAUCAGAUGCUGGAUAUCUAAUAGUAAUGGAACUUUGUGCAAA